Messenger RNA from Nematostella vectensis (starlet sea anemone), 3005 nucleotides. RefSeq lists its product as uncharacterized. The transcript has 4 exons. Gene Ontology annotation, molecular function: RNA polymerase II cis-regulatory region sequence-specific DNA binding; protein dimerization activity; DNA-binding transcription factor activity, RNA polymerase II-specific. Lineage: Eukaryota; Metazoa; Cnidaria; Anthozoa; Actiniaria; Edwardsiidae. Bases 145 to 2730 code for a protein of 861 amino acids. The record is from RefSeq and is a predicted model, not a curated record. Gene Ontology annotation, biological process: regulation of transcription by RNA polymerase II.
UCUUUGCACACUUUUAUACUCUUUCGGCGAGUGAACAUAAUUUUCUCAGACCAGAUUAUGAGAGCUCAAAAACUUCCAGCUUUUAUGAGUUAAAUUUUAAGCACGCAUACUUACGUCUUCCAAAAUCCAUAAGGCUUUAGAAAAAUGGAUUCAGCGCAACAGGAUUGUUACGGUGGAUCGUUUUCCGAUGACUUUACGGAAGUUUCUAGCAGAUUUAAUUCAAUGGAGGACCAAUGGUCUAGUCAGGUCAUGCCUAUACCAUCUCACACACCUCGGCGACAAGAUCUUCAAGUUGUUCCAAGCGAAGAGUGUUUGUCCUUCUUUACGGACUUGUACAGUUCCGACACCGAGAUGGUGUCUGGUGUGACAUCCUGCGAGAACUCAACAUCGAGAUUCGACAAACGUGACCCUAUCCACACUUCCCAGAGCAACAAAAACUUGCGAAUUCCUUCGGAUUCAGAUAGCCUGGAUAUCUACCUUGAGCCGUGUGUUCUGACGCCAACAUGUGUUGAUGACCUUUACAGUACUUUAAAAGACGAACAAACUGACGUCUUUACCUUUCAGAAAGUAGAAACAACGUAUCCAGAAUCAGAGCUUCAGUCUUGUCAGGCAGGACCCCAAAUGUCUGAUCAACUCUCGUGGCAAAUUAAUAACUUACCAAAACAGAUCAACUAUCCACCCAAAUGGGAACAUAGAAGUAACAACACAAUUACUCAGGAAAACAGGCAUGUCAAAGCAUAUGCCCCGUUUAAAGCAUAUGCCCCGUUUAUACACACAGAGAUAGGCAAAGAGACACAAGCGCCAACAGUGCAGACUGUGAAUUUUACCGAAAAUCCCCAAACUCAGAAUACGCUGGCAGAACAUGGUUAUGGAUAUUUCAAAGCUUUAUCCGUGCCUAACAACGUUUUAGACAAUCGAAGGACAUCGCUGCAAGAUGCAAAGUUGGAACAAGUUGUUUACCUUGAUCGACAAGUCAUCAAACCAGUUGCUCUCAACUCAUCACCAAACAGUUGCUUUCAAGAAAACUACUUGAGCAAAUUGUUGGCCAACAAUAAAUAUGAUAAAAAUAGGGUAGAAGAGGAACUGCCUACAAGAAAAAGUAAUUUGCCUUUUAAUUCAAAAAUACAAACAAAUGAAGUAGAAUUAGUUCGACAUUUAGCUAACGCAAAUAUAAGAGAGAAACCUUGGAAAUCAUCGACACGAGAAGAAGGCAGUUCUUUAGUUCAGGAUGAUGUCCACUCAAUAGCGAACAAAGACCAACGUGAAAGACCAAUGGUAUUUGAGGACAAGAUUAUACGUUCCUUGCACAAUGAUAUCGAGAAACAGCGAAGGGACCACAUGAAACUCCGGUUUGAUAACCUUCGAAAGGCCACGCCAAAACUUGAAAAUUGUGAGAAAGCGUCUAAAAUACAAAUACUUAAAGAAGCAGUUCACCUGGUAAAAAUAUUAGAGAACGAAGGAAUAAGGUUGGAAAUAGAAAAAGAAAACGAAAAAGUAAAAAACGCAGCCCUUUUAAAAAAAUUACAACGUCUCACUUCAUUUACAGAAGAACAAGAGAAGAAAUUGAACCUCAAGGCGGGUAACGCAAAUCAUGUUUGGAUUUCGGAUAUCACUUGGAUGUCACUUGAGAAGCAACAGGACAAGCGAGUGGGAGGGGAAAUGAAUUGGAAAGAGCAGUGGUACGAACAUUUAAAUACACGUGUGCGACCAGCAGUUACGAUCAGUCGAAAGCUGAGCUUUCUAGAGUGCACAUCAAAAAUGACACCUCAAUCCGCAGAAACUACGAAGAUGUUAGAAUACCCGAAAUAUGAUUCGCCCCCUUACAUUAAAGAAGACGAGAAUUUUUUCUUCCCAAAUCCUGGGAAUGAAUUCUGGGAGACGUUUUGCCUUUUAACCCCUCCGCUUUCACCAGUGAAUGGAACCACAAGUGAGAUUGAAAAACAUUUGCAAGACGCAGUACCAAGCGGCCCGCUUGACGAGUUGCGAGAAAUUUCCCGCUUCACAGAAGAAGCGCGGGAAAUCAGCUCAUCGCCCGGAUCAGCGCCGAUACUCAAUGACAUAAUGUGGAAUGCGGGGGAGCGAAUCAAAAGGCCGGACUCUGCAAUAGACAUUGAGAUGCGCUCUAGUCUGAACAUGACUCCGGUUUGUUUUGAUUCUAUCGCGAGUACGUACGUCGGAGCUGAAGAUUUAUUUUCGUUUACAUCGCUUUGGGCGGAUCAAGGGGAAUGUUCAACUGAAGGGAAUUCUAUUGGCAGGAGUUUGCACGACGUUUCAGACUCAGACGAAGAAAUCGACGUCGUUGGUAUCACCACUAGCGAGGAUUCGCGUGAAACGGCUCCAGUAAACCACGCGUGUUCGCGGCCCCUUGGUAUUAAAUGUACACAGAAUACGCCGCAACCACGGCUUUCACAAAGACAGAAAGACAAACCCGAUGAGCAAACUUCAUCUGACAGUGAACCGGACAAUUUCAGAAUCUCACAUAAUGACUUAGAACGAAAAAGGCGUAACGAGCUGCGGAGUCGAUUUAAUUCGCUUCGGAAAAGUAUUCCUGAGUUAGAAAAUAACGAGAAAACAGCCAAAAUAGCGAUAUUGAGGAAGGCAUAUGAACUUGUGCCAAGGCUGCAAAAGGAGGAACUUCGCCUGAAAGAGGAAAAGAAUGCGGAGAAACGCAAAAAUGCGGCGUUAUUAGAGAAACUUAUGAAACUGACCAGGGCUUGCAAAGAACGAUAAGAAAUUGCAUAUAAAACUUUCUUACAACAGAAAGGCAUUAUAAUCGAAAGGGUGUGACAAGAGAAAAAGGACAUGAGGUACAAACACCUCAAUUCCUGUGCUUAUAAUCUUAUAAGAAAAAUUUCAAGAAAAGAAUAUAUAUCUGAAAACAUCCAUUCACGUAUAAACAGUAUAAUCAUAGUAUGAGCUAGAGAGGCAGAGAGGGGCUAGUUUUUUCCCCUUCUAGAAUUGUAUAAUAAAAAUAUAUACAAGUACUAAAGGAGCAUCAGAUUCUA